AUGGUAAGAGACUGUUUUAGAGAAUCUGAUUGGCAACCAGUAUCUCUCAAACUCAAACUGAUUGGCAAUAGAAAACAAGAUGGUCGGCAAUACAAUUUGCCAACAACAUCAGAAGUUGCUGGAUUAAUAAUUGGAGAUAUUGAUGUUCUUGAUAAACGUGACAUUAUUUUGAGAACACAUUCGGGUGGUCUUCAAAGAAUAAGUGAGUUGCAUCCUUCUUAUCUCGCCCUACAAUAUCCACUUCUCUUUCCGUAUGCUGAAGAUGGUUACCGAGUAGAUAUCAAACACAGAGGCAUUCCAGGUGAUUCUGAAAAAUUCGGAACAAAGCUUACUAUGCGAGAGUUCUUUUGUUAUCUAAUACAGGAUCGACCAGGUGAAUUUUCACUCCUACUUCAUUCGAGGAAACUUUUUCAUCAGUUCUUAGUUGAUGCUUACACCAUGAUAGAGUCUGAUCGCUUGAACUACAUUAGAACUCAACAAAAAAAACUCAGAACAGACACUUUCAAAAAUUUGACCGAAAAUAUCGAAAAUGGAAAUAACGAUGCAUCAUCUUCUGGCAAGCGUAUAUUACUACCAUCAUCAUUUACCGGAGGGAGUAGGUACAUGAUGCAAAAGUACUUGGAUGCUAUGGCUAUAUGCAAGUCAGUUGGGUAUCCUGAUUUGUUCAUCACGGUCACUUGCAAUCCGAUGUGGUCGGAGAUUUACAGGUGUUUAGUUGAUGAAGAUCUUAAACCCGAAGACAGGCCUGAUAUUCUUGCUAGAAUGUUCAAAAUCAAAUUGGAUGAAAUAAUAAAUGACUUCCAAAAGGAGGAAUUCUUUGGUCCAAUCCAAGCAGUGAUUUAUACCGUCGAAUUUCAAAAACGUGGCCUGCCUCAUGCUCAUAUUUGUUUGUUCUUGGCUCCCGCAAACAAGUUCCCAAAUGUAUCAGAUGUGGACCGUGUCAUUAGUGCAGAGAUCCCCAAUCAAAAGGAAGAUCCGGUCUUGUAUGAACUUGUUAAGCAAUUCAUGAUGCAUGGACCUUGUGGAACUGAUAAUCUAAGUUGUCCAUGUAUGGUGCAAAGAAAAUGCUCAAAAUAUUUGCCAAAGAAAUGGCAAGAUGAAACUUGUGUUGAUUCUGAAGGAUAUCCAGUUUAUAAGUGGCGUAAUACAGGAAAUACAAUUGAAAAAAAUGGGAUCCCACUUGACAAUCGAUUUGUCGUCCCUUACAAUGCUACACUUCUUCGAAGAUACCAAUGCUACAUUAAUGUUGAAUGGUGCAACCAAUCUGGUUCAAUCAAGUAUUUGUUCAAGUAUGUCUUCGCUUCUGAAGCCACCUGGAGAAUUUUUGGAUUUGAUAUCCAUUAUAGAUACCCUCCGGUAGAAGUGUUGCCCUUUCAUUGUGAAAAUGAGCAUAGCAUAGUUUAUGAUGACGAGGCCGAUUUGUGUGAUGUGGUUUCUAAUCCCACGGUCAAACAUUCCAUGUUCCUUCAAUGGAUGGAAUUAAAUGCCACUGAUCAUUGCAAGAACCUUGAAAUAUGUCGAGAUUCCACAAUAUUAUGUUUGGGAACGGAAGAAAAGGAAGUGGAAACGAAGAUUCCCGAACUCGACAGAAUCCUCUUGAAUCAUGUCGUCGGGCCAACAAGUUUUAAAGCAAUCAAAAGAGUCAAUGGUAAGGAUUGUGCAACUUACAAAGAGGCAUGUUUUGAACUUGGCCUUCUAGAUGAUGAUAAGGAGUAUGUAGAUGCUAUUUUAGAGGCUUUGGAACUUCAAGAACAAGAACUUCAAAACCUUUGUCUAUCAUAUAUCGAACAGUUGCUACUUAGCAAUGGUAGUACAUUAAAAAACUUUCCAGAAAUGCCAUUCCCAGGCAAUGAUUAUGUUUCAUCAAUCAACAACCGAUUGAUAAGGAAUGAACUUUUGUAUGAUCAGAAGGCCCUUUUAAUUGAACAUCAGAAUUUGUUUAGCAGUUUAACUGUUGAACAAAAAGAAUUGUAUCAAACCGUCAUUCAAGCAGUUUCUAAAGAUGAGGGUGGAGUAUACUUUGUUUAUGGAUAUGGGGGUAUAGGGAAGACCUUUCUUUGGAAAACGCUAACUGCUGCAAUACGAUCAAAAGGACAAAUUGUCCUUAAUGUCGCCUCGAGUGGAAUUGCCUCCCUAUUGCUAACUGGUGGAAGAACAACACAUUCAAGGUUUGUUAUCCAGAUUAACAUUAAUGAAAAUUCUAUCUGCUCCAUUGAUCCAAAUAGUGAAUUAGCUGCGUUAAUCAAGAUAACAAAAUUGAUAAUCUGGGAUGAAGAACCAAUGAUACACAAGCAUUGUUUCGAAGCUCUUGAUAAAUCAAUGAGAGAUAUUUUGAGGACAACCCAACCUAAUAGGGAAGAUAGAGUCUUUGGCAGAAAAGUAGUCAUCUUUGGUGGUGACUUUAGACAAAUUCUUCCGGUUAUUCCAAAAGGAUAA
Messenger RNA from Erigeron canadensis, 2436 nucleotides. RefSeq lists its product as uncharacterized. Gene Ontology annotation, biological process: telomere maintenance; DNA repair. Gene Ontology annotation, molecular function: DNA helicase activity. Lineage: Eukaryota; Viridiplantae; Streptophyta; Magnoliopsida; Asterales; Asteraceae. The record is from RefSeq and is a predicted model, not a curated record. The transcript has 5 exons. The coding region runs from base 1 to 2436 and encodes 811 amino acids.